Molecule: messenger RNA, 246 nt
Organism: Merops nubicus (carmine bee-eater)
Lineage: Eukaryota; Metazoa; Chordata; Aves; Coraciiformes; Meropidae
Gene: SLIRP
Product: SRA stem-loop interacting RNA binding protein
Exons: 3
Molecular function (GO): RNA binding
Source: RefSeq, a predicted model, not a curated record
GUGCGCGUUUCCCCCACAGAGGAGCUGAAGGAGUACUUCUCCCAGUUCGGGUCGGUACAGAGGUGCCAGCUGCCGUUUGACAAAGAUACAGGUUUUCACAGACGUUACGGCUGGAUUAAAUUCUCAGCUCCAGAAGACGUGCAGAAUGUGUUUCAGAAGGAUGCCCACGUACUUGAAGGUGCCAAGCUUGCUCUCAAACAGCAGACCCGUAGAAGACGCAGUCAAAGAAAGAAUCCAAGCGAGUGA